CUCGCGCUAUCCCGCGAGGCCGCUCUUUUCUUCGCGUCCGUCCCCCCCUCGCUCGCCAUUUUGUGGCUAUUUAUUCGGCUCAGGCUAAGUGAACGAUGCUCGGGCGCACGCUUCUAGCUUCGUUAUUCGUAUCCGCGGUGUUAGCGCAGGAUGGGGGGAUCUCGGGGCCGACGUCGAGCAGUGAUGCUGCUGGGUACUCUUGCGAUACGUCCAAGUGCCAGCUCCCGGACUGCAAUUGCGCCAGCACGAGCCCGCCAGGUGGUUUAGACCCUUCCCAGGUCCCUCAGUUCAUCGUCUUCACCGCCGAUGAUGCUAUCCAAUCGUACACAUUGGACUCGGUCAACCAGUUCCUGGCUCAGCGCAAGAACCCUAAUGGCUGCACGCCCAAAAUGACAUAUUUCACAUCGCUAAACUACACUAACUACACUCUGGUAACGGAUUGGUUUGUGGCUGGGAACGAAAUCGCCGAUCACACUAUGACCCACGUCGGUACCCCUCCGGAGGAGGAAAUCAACGGCAACUUAAUCGCUCUCAAUGCCCUCGCUGGCAUCCCGCUCUCCUCCAUCAAAGGAUUCCGCGCUCCCUACCUCAACUACAGCGUCGACACCCUCAAGAUGCUCGCCAAGGCCCAGUUCCUUUACGACUCCAGCGCGGCCGCGUCCAUCCCGGUCACUGACUCAGGCACUGACGCCUACUGGCCGUACACGCUCGACUACGGCAUGGCGAACGACUGCCUUGCCGUUGAGGGCAGCUGCAAGGGCGAGCCGAAGCUCCCUGGGUUCUGGGAGAUCCCGAUGUACGCAUUCUUCGAUAACCGCGGCGUCGCGGGACCGCACUUGAUGGACCCGUGGCUCGACUCCGCCAACGGCGCGAGCGCGGUGAACGACUCGGCGACCCUGGAGUACAUGAAGAAGACUUUCACCGACCAUUAUAACGGGAACCGGCAACCGAUUGGGCUGUACACCCACCCGAUCCACUUGUCGCGAACGUACCCCGGCGUGGAAGUGUCAAACUCGACUAUCAAUAUGAUCAACGCGUUCCUGGAUUGGGCGCAGGAACAGCAGAACGUGUGGAUCGUGUCCAACGAGCAGCUGCUGGACUGGGUGCGGCACCCGGUCCCGGUCUCGCAGCUUGAUUCUUUCGAUUCGCUCAAGUGCUCUACGCCGCAAGUAGACUCUGGCAAGAAGAUCUGCAAUGGCAUGCCCCAGAACGAGGCGGGGUUGUUAUCGCAUUGCGCGUUCCCGGACUUCCCAUUCUAUACUUGCUACGGUUGUCCCGAGGAGGAACCCACACCUAAGAAUCCUAAUCCGCCGCAACAAGUGCCGGACGGCCAGCAGGCUCGUUACCGCUUGCCCAGCAAUUGCUCGACGCCCUUCUGGGACCCCAUCGCCGGGCAGUGUAUCUGCUCGUCCGACGCAUGUGCAUUCAGCGACGACUCUCGUCCAAUCGGGCCUAAUGGCGCUAAUUUGACUGGCGGGGGCACCGGCGGGAAUUUCACGGACAGCGGUUCCACGCCCACGGCAUCAUACACCCCGUUCAGCUCCGCGCUGCCCACGCUGCCGCAGGGCUUCUGGUUGGCGCUCGCCCUUGCCUGCGUCGGAGGCGUCGUAGGCUCCCUCGGUGUCAUCGACAAGCUAUAGGCUUGCCGCGGCAACAAAUUCUCGUUCACAACCGGAUACCUAAAUUUCGGAUUCGUUGGCAUUUCGGACAUGGUAAUGGAACUUUAGUACCCGCGUAAUUUCGCAUCUAGCAUCGGGACAUCAUUGAUGUAUAUAGCCACAUAUUUCUGUCUUUACGACCAUUUCACGCGUUCCUAGUCCUACCAAUUUACCUAAUUUGCAUUGUUA
Messenger RNA from Gloeophyllum trabeum ATCC 11539, 1847 nucleotides. RefSeq lists its product as uncharacterized. NCBI's taxonomy places the organism in Eukaryota, Fungi, Basidiomycota, Agaricomycetes, Gloeophyllales, Gloeophyllaceae. The coding region runs from base 96 to 1640 and encodes 514 amino acids. The record is from RefSeq and is a predicted model, not a curated record. Gene Ontology annotation, biological process: carbohydrate metabolic process. The transcript has 6 exons.